This is a messenger RNA of Caretta caretta (loggerhead turtle), 3934 nucleotides long. It is a transcript of the gene EFCAB7, whose product is annotated as EF-hand calcium binding domain 7. Gene Ontology annotation, cellular component: ciliary membrane; plasma membrane protein complex. Lineage: Eukaryota; Metazoa; Chordata; Testudines; Cheloniidae. Gene Ontology annotation, biological process: positive regulation of protein localization to ciliary membrane. Gene Ontology annotation, molecular function: calcium ion binding. The record is from RefSeq and is a predicted model, not a curated record.
GGCCGGUUCCGUUCAGGCCGGGGCGGCCCGUACCCGACGCACCGAGGCGGAGGGCGCACGGCGGCGGCGACAGGCCCGGGCCGAGGCCAGGAGAAGGUCCAGGUCCGAAACAAGGAGUCCCCAAGAAUGGCCAGCAGUCCUGGAAGUAAUGCAUCCCUCUCCCGUGAGAAAACCAUACUCUCAGAAAGUUCUCAAGCAAAGAAAUCACAGUAUUCUGAAGAGGAGUCCUUUUAUAUGAACUGCAGAGCGGCCUACCUAGCUGUUUUUAAAAGCAGCUUAGAAAAUAUUAAAUCAAAAGAACAACUAUGUUUAGUGCUUCAACAGGCUGGAAGAAAUCCAUCUCAGAAGACGGUUAAUCAGUACUGGACUCCCCAGACCACCACACUGAAUUUUGAUGAUUUUUGCAAUAUCUUAAAAAAAGAAAAAACAGCUACAAAAACAGAACUGCUCAAAGCAUUUUUAAAAGUGGAUACAAAUAAUGAUGGAUAUAUUUUGCACACUGAACUUUAUAAAAUUCUUACAAUGAGAGGUGAGAAGAUGACUGUAGAGGAAGUGAAUGCCAUCACUAAAUUGGCUGAUGUAAACAGCAAUGGCAAAUUUGAUUAUAACCAGUUUUGUAAAUUAUACGUGACAACCAAUGAGCAAUGUCGUAAGACUGCACUAGAGAAACUAGAAGUUGACAAUAGACUGAGGCGUCAGCAGUUUGGAAGUCAAGUUGAAACCUCCUCUGAAAGGGCAACAUCACCAAUAUCAAAACCAUCAUCAAGGACCAAGAGGAAAAUGGAUCACAAGCCAGCACCAAAGAGAGGUGACAACAGAACUUCUUCAAGGCCAUCAUCAGCCCAAAGUUGCAAAGCAUCCAUUUCUUCCACUAUCAGCAUGGGCACCAGCAGUAACACAAAUUCAGAGCUAAUUGAGCCAAACACAGUAAAGGAUUGGCAAUGUGCACAGUCCAAAGGAUGCUUCUUCUUAGAGGAAGAUGGUGAAAUCAUUACUCAUAAAUAUAGGUUCUACUUACCUCAAAGGUCAACAGUAUAUAUCACCAUUAAACCUUUAAACCUUAGCCAGUUAGAAGGAAAAACUUCUCCAUGGUUAUCAGUGGACACGGCUUUGUAUAUUCUCAAGGAAAAUGAAAGCCAAGAAAACCUACAGCUCAUGAGCUUUACUGAAGAACGAAAUAAAGAGAUGUUUAGGUGGAAAGGUGAACUGGGAUCUGGUAUUUACUGGCUAAUUCCAUUCACAACUGGCUGUAGGCUCAAGAAGAUAAAAAAGCAAAUUACUGGAGAAGCCAAACUGGUUUAUAGAGAUGAAGAUGGAGAGCUGGCCCUUACCAAAGAGUUCAAAGCAGCUUUAUCCGACAUAUUUGAAAUGAUUGAUUUAGAUGGAAAUGGCCUUCUGAGCCUGGAAGAAUACAAUUUCUUUGAACUGAGGACAAGUGGUGAGAAAUGUGAUGAGGAAGCCUGGGACGUAUGCAAGGAGAAUUUUGACACAAAGAAGAAUGAGCUAACAAGACAGGGAUUUAUGGACUUGAAUCUCAUGGAGGCCAAUGACUGUGAAGGGGAUCCUAGUGACCUCUGGGUCACUUUACUGUCACUGGGCUACAAUAAAGCACUGGAAAUGACAGCGGCAUGCCCUUUUGUCAUUAACAUCUGUGCAGAAAAGUGCAAACCCAGAAUUAAAGCCAUUUAUCUGGAAGCAGGCAGCAGGCAACUUAACAGGGCAAUUUGCAAGUCUGUUGUUAACAAAGGAGAUGCCAAAGUACUGGAUAGCGGUGAAAGUAUAAUUGUCUAUACCUGCAAAAGUGAUACACGGAUCACUUCUGUUAUUGAAAAUAAGUCUGAAAACAAAGUGGUUAUUCAUGUCAACAAUGAGCAGAGUAAGAACUGUGUAAAUAACAGGGGACUCAACAUUUUUGCUGUUGAAGUGGCACCAAAAUCCAUGAUGGUUUGUCAGCAUGUGAUGCCUUUGAAAGAGCAAGAAGAAUGGAUAUAUAAUUGUGUGCAUUCUCUCGUACCUUAAACACCACGUUUAGAAAAAAGUCCACUCUUGGAACUACUAAAACAAGAACUAAAUCAGGAUUGUCCUGUGAUCAAUAGAUAAAUUGAUUAAUCUUGUCCACUUCAGAACCAAGACUGAUACAGAUCAUUUAUUUCAGAUCUAUGCUUUGCUCCCAUGAUUUCAGCUAUUCAAGCCAAUGAAUCACAAGGCCUGACUUCAAUCCUAUCCAGUCCCUCAGAUCUGACUGCCAGAUAUGGCUUUUUGUGACUGCAAAGCCUGCAGCCACAAGCCCCCGCACGCACUCUGCCAAUUUGAGGGAAUUUGAAAUAUAUAUGCUUUCCCUUGUUGGACGGGAAGACAGCCUUAAAAGCAUAAAUCAGGGUUGAAAGGAAUAAUCAUCUGCAGAAAGAACACACACACUUUUUACAUAAAAUGAAUCAUUUAUGUUUUGAAUGUAUCCCAAAGAACCAGCUUGCUACACCCUCUCUCACAUCCUUAGCUGGUCCUGGGCAUAAUGGUAAACAGGAGUCAUUGACAUGUAGUGGAAGUGCAAGUUAUGAUUUCUCAGCUGUGCCUCACAAAUGCCAAGGCUGGCUCAGCCAGCAGUCUUUCCUAUAGCUUUCUGUGCAGUCCUACAUAUGCAACUGUCUCUCUAUCCAACUGCUCUCUCCUUUUGGAUAUCCCACCACUAUCCCAAACUCCUUGUGUCAAAAACUGAGCUUCUCUCUCUCCUCUUUGCCUCAUUGGUACCAUUGACACCUUCACUCCAUCCAUGUCAUGCCACUUCUAAUUUUGAUGUCAGUUUUGACUCCUCUCCUUUAUAUCCAGGUUUUUCGCAUACCCAAUUUCUUCUUCCUCUAUAUCUCUAAAAUCUGUCCCUUCCUGUCGCUGAUACUGUGUUAAAAAUCUGACCAAUUAUCUUUUACCCUAAUUAAUGUAACUUCCACCUCCAGGCUUCUCUCCUCUCUACUCUAUCCAGAAUCCUGCAACUAAAAUCCUCCUCUCUCUUGAGCUAACACUCCGUUGAAUCCCUUCACUGGCUUCCACACCUUCCACAGCUCAGACUCCCUGUACUCCACUUUCAGUGCUAUGCUUCUCCACUCCUGCCUUUGUCUCUGCUCCGAUUCCCAGCUGCACCCCUUCCACACACUCUGCUCAGUUCUUUCUUCUUCGAGCUUCAUUUAGUCUCCUACUUCCCACAUGGACGUCAUGCCUUUUUUUCAUGUUCCAGUCUGUGUACGCCUACACUACAAAGACUAUACCAACAAAGCGGUGUAGCCGUAGCUAUGCCAGUAGAGCCCUGUAGCGUAGAUGCAGCUUACACUAACAGAAGGGAUUUUUCUGUCCAAACUCCGCCUCCCCAAAUGACGGUAGCUACAUCAAUGGAAGCACUCUUCUGUCAGCAUAGCUGUGUCUACACUGAGGGUUAGGCCCUCUGACAGACUCUCUUUAUUAUGAAGAACAUUUGCUUUCCUAACAGAACAAAUGCGUAGUUAUUCCUAUGCAGUCUCUUUCUGAAAAAUUACUAGUGUGCAGAGUGAGCCAUACUGGAGGAAUGUUGAAAGCUGUAUAGAAUUAUGUAAUCAUGUGUAUUCCUCUCUCACUUUCACCACUUCUACACUCUUGACUUUAUUAUGCAGCUGGCCAACAUAGCUAUGUUGAGCUACCUUUUAAGUGUAGGCCAGGCUGUAUUUCAUAUAGCUUCCGCUUUUUUUGUGUGCCAGAUGCCAUCCCUUUGCUCUUUCUUAUGCUGCCCUCUUCCCACCCACACCUGAUCCUUAGCUGUGUGCGUUGCGUUUAAUUGACAUGAUCAGAAACUUCUUGAGGCAGGUCCUUGUUUUCCGACAUGGCUGUAAAACUGGCACCACAAUCAUCAUAAUGCGUAUUUCCAUUUUUGGUGCUGUACGCUUUGCAAUUAAAAUAUGAAGCCUUUUUA